Molecule: messenger RNA, 2143 nt
Organism: Sorghum bicolor (sorghum)
Lineage: Eukaryota; Viridiplantae; Streptophyta; Magnoliopsida; Poales; Poaceae
Product: casein kinase 1
Exons: 14
Coding region: 386-1783 (465 amino acids)
Biological process (GO): peptidyl-serine phosphorylation; endocytosis; signal transduction
Cellular component (GO): nucleus; cytoplasm
Molecular function (GO): protein serine/threonine kinase activity; ATP binding
Source: RefSeq, a predicted model, not a curated record
CACCCAUCCCCUCCACGCUUUCUCUAUUAACGAGCCCCUCCCCCCCAUCCCCAUCCCACCACACGAAAUUAAAAUCCCACGGAAAUCGGAGACCCGAAUCCCUCGCCCCCAGGCCCCGAAUCCUACCCGAAACCUCCGAGCUCGCUCGCCAUUUGGAUCCGCCUCACCGCCGCCGCCCGCCCGCCCGUCCGCCGGUCGGCCUUGACUGCUCCUCCGCACGCGGCGCGGAAUCUACCUUGGGCUGGGAGAUCCGGGGAAACCCUUGUUCCCGGGCGUUCCGGGCUCGAAUCUUGCUGCGGACGGGCAAUGUGAGCGCUCCCCGUCGGAGGGGGACGAUCUGCGGUGCGGUUGUUGGCCGGGUGAAUCGUGCGGCGGGGCUGCGGGAAUGGAGCACGUGGUUGGAGCGAGGUUUAAGCUUGGGAAGAAGAUAGGGAGCGGAUCUUUCGGGGAGCUCUAUCUCGGCGUCAACAUACAGAACGGCGAGGAGGUGGCUAUCAAGUUGGAAUCUGUGAAAUCAAGGCAUCCUCAGCUUAUUUAUGAAUCGAAAAUAUACAUGUUUCUCCAUGGAGGAACUGGAAUUCCUAAUUUGAAAUAUUUUGGAGUGGAGGGUGAUUACAAUGUCAUGGUCAUUGAUCUUCUUGGUCCAAGUCUCGAAGACUUGUUCAACUACUGCAACAGAAAGUUCUCUCUUAAAACAGUACUUAUGCUAGCUGAUCAGAUGAUAGCCAGGGUAGAGUAUAUGCACACGAGAGGGUUUCUUCAUCGUGAUAUCAAGCCAGACAACUUCCUCAUGGGCUUAGGCUGUAAAGCAAGUCAGGUUUAUGUCAUUGACUAUGGCCUUGCGAAGAAGUAUCGAGACCUCCAUACUCAUAGACACAUACCAUACAGGGAGGACAAAAACCUCACAGGAACAGCACGAUAUGCUAGUGUAAACACCCAUCUUGGAGUAGAACAAAGCAGGAGAGACGACUUAGAGUCUCUUGGUUAUGUGCUGAUGUACUUCUUAAGAGGAAGCCUUCCCUGGCAAGGCCUGAAAGCUGGAACGAAAAAACAAAAGUAUGACAAAAUUAGUGAGAAGAAAAUGCUAACCUCAAUUGAGGCCCUUUGUAAAUCUUAUCCAUCAGAAUUCAUUACAUACUUCCAUUAUUGCCGCUCUUUGCGAUUUGAAGAUAAGCCAGACUAUAGCUAUUUGAAGAAAAUCUUCCGGGAUUUAUUCAUCCGUGAAGGUUACCAGCCUGAUUAUGUAUUUGAUUGGACUGUAUCAAGGCAAGCUGCGGACAAUAACAGAUUGCGACUGAGCGGGAAGACAGGUGGGUUGGUGGGACCAUCUGUGGAUCGGGCUGAACGAGCUGCAGCAAGACAUGAUGUUGCGGAAAGAUUCACUGGUCCAGCUGAUGCAUUUACUAGAAGAACUGGCUCUGGUUCUGGUCAUUAUGGAGAACACACAAAGCACAGAACUCUGUUGGAUUCUCUUAUGGCAUCCAAGAUGGCUGUUGAUUCAGAUAAAAGAAGGCAUUCAUCAUCUCGGAAUGGAAGCACAUCAAGGAAGGCUCUUCUGUCAAGCAGCCGAGGUUCUGGAGAUCCCAGUGAUCCAAAUCGCAGUAGCCACCUAGUCCCGACCACUACUAGCAGCAGCCGUCCAUCGACUAAUCAAAGGCUUCACCAGUCAACUGGACUUGAGGGCAGGACCUCAUCAUUUCCAAAAGCUGGAAGAAUCGGCCAUGAUGAUCCUACUAUGAGGAGUAUUGGACGCCUUACUAUUAGCGCAGAGAGGAGGAAAUGAAUCUUUGGAAGAGCAAAAGAUCUGAGCUCCUCCCACUGGCGAGUAUACUGAUUCACAGAAUAUCCAUUCGGUUCCAGAUGUACUGAUGAGCAAGUUAAAUGAUUCUGUGCUGUGCAUGAUGCUGAGCUCUGCACAUAUGAGCGGUGCUCGUCGAAUCUUGGCACAGAUGAUUUGAGUUCUGUACAUUCGUUUAACUCUUCUUCCAAACGAUUAGCGAAGCAUUUUACACCCUGUUAUGAGGGACCGGGGAUCGGCUGCAAUGUUUAAGCCGUGAUGGUUCAAAAUGAUGUUGACUCUAAUACUUAUAUAAUGACAAUGAAAUAAAAAAUAGUUCGCUAGGCUAGCAUUACCUUUAAUGUA